Molecule: messenger RNA, 726 nt
Organism: Schizophyllum commune H4-8
Lineage: Eukaryota; Fungi; Basidiomycota; Agaricomycetes; Agaricales; Schizophyllaceae
Product: cysteine proteinase
Exons: 4
Biological process (GO): protein desumoylation
Cellular component (GO): nucleus
Molecular function (GO): deSUMOylase activity
Source: RefSeq, a predicted model, not a curated record
GCGCUCCCGCCCGAGGACGAGGCGCUCGUCGACCAGCUGCUCCGCAAGCGCGGCGUCGUCGCCAAGUUCGCCAGGGAGCAGGUCAGCGACACGGAUCUCUCGCGCCUGCGCCCGGGGCAGUGGCUGAACGACGAGGUGAUCAACUUUUAUGGGGCGAUGAUCUUGGGGAGGGCGGAGGCGGCGAGUAAGGGGAAGGAGAAGGAGAAUGAGAGAAGGGAGGGGAAGGGGAAGCGGCCGUUGGAUAUUCAUUAUUUCAACUCGUUCUUUUGGAGCAAGUUGGUGAAUGAGGGGUAUGAGAAGGGGCGGUUGGCGAGGUGGACGAAGAAGAUCGACAUCUUCUCCAAAGAUGCUAUCAUCUUGCCCGUCAACCACUCGAAUACGCAUUGGACGAGCGCGGCGAUCAACUUCAGGAAAAAGCGCAUCGAGUACUACGAUUCGCUGGGGUCGAAGAGUCCGAUGGUAUAUAGGCACCUCCGCGCCUACCUAGACGCCGAGUCGCGGAAUAAGAAGAAAAAGCCAUUCGACUUUACCGGGUGGGAGGACUACUUUGAUGAGAACGCCCCCCAACAAGAGAAUGCGUUUGACUGCGGCGUGUUCUCAUGCCAGUUCAUGGAGGCCAUCUCGCGCGGCGAAGAGACGUUCAACUUCGAGCAGAAGAACAUGCCGUACUUGCGCCGGCGGAUGGUGUGGGAGAUUGGGAAUGGGAGGUUUAAGGAUGAUCAUUGA